UGCCCUGCCUGGCGACCUGACCUUCCAGGGCCAACCACUCCCCGGCAGAGCCACAGCAGAGGGACUGUGAGAGAGGUGGGUGACCCCUCUCCAAACAGUCCUCCCCCCUCCCCGUGUCCCUGCUGGAGCGCUACCGGCAUUCCAGCGUCCCAAAGCCACUAGCUAAGUCUUGUCUAGGAGGGCUGGGUAGGAGGGAGGUGGCCUGGGCCCCAGGAAUCCGAGUCACCGUCCUGAGCUGUCAAUCCAUACAAAUGUCUGGAGCAAUUUUUGCGCCCCUGGAAGGCCUGGGUACCCUGGACGCUGCGAGUGGCCAUCCCCUCGUGUGUCCGCUGUGCCACGCACAGUACGAGCGCCCAUGCCUGCUGGACUGCUUCCACGACUUCUGCGCUGGCUGCCUGCGCGGCCGGGCCACUGACGGCCGCCUGUCUUGUCCGCUGUGCCAGCACAAGACCCUGGUGAAGGGUCCUAGCGGGCUCCCACCGGUGGACCGGCUGCUGCAGUUCCUGGUGGAUAGCUCUGGGGAUGGUGUGGAGGCUGUGCACUGUGCCAACUGCGACCUGGAAUGCAGCAAGCAGGACGCAGAGACCACGUACUUCUGCAACACCUGCGGGCAGCCCCUGUGCGCACGCUGCCGCGAAGAAACGCACCGUGCGCGCAUGUUCGCAAGGCAUGACAUCGUAGCCCUGGGCCAGCGCAGCCGCGACGUGAUCCAGAAGUGUACGCUCCAUUCGGAGCCCUACAUCAUGUUUUCCACCGACAAGAAGUCGCUGCUGUGCAUCCGCUGCUUUCGGGACAUGCAGGGGGAGAGCCGGGCCCACUGUGUGGACCUGGAGUCGGCGUAUGUUCAAGGUUGCGAACGGCUGGAGCAGGCGGUGCUGGCAGUGAAAGCCCUGCAGACAGCCACCAAAGAGGCCAUUGCGCUGCUACAGGCCAUGGUGGAGGAGGUGAGGCACAGUGCCGCUGAAGAGGAGGCAGCCAUUCAAGCCCUCUUUGGCAGCAUGCAGGACAGGCUGGCUGAGAGGAAAGCCCUGCUGCUGCAGACUGUGCAGAGCCAAUAUGAAGAAAAGGACAAAGCCUUCAAGGAACAGCUUGCCCACCUGGCCUCCUUGCUGCCCACCCUGCAGGUUCACCUGGUCAUCUGCUCCUCCUUCCUCAGCUUGGCCAGCAAGGCUGAGUUUCUGGAUCUGGGUUAUGAGCUGAUGGAGAGGCUGCAGGGCAUCGUCACGCGGCCGCAUCGCCUAAGACCUGCUCAGAGCAGCAAGAUCGCCAGCGACCACCGCGCAGAAUUCGCGCGCUGCCUGGAGCCGCUGCUGCUGCUGGGACCCCGCAGAGCUGUGUCCACCGCUGGCGUCGCCAACACACUGGCAGGGAGCUCAAGCCCCAAGGUGCUGAAGACACCCAGCUGUCCCUCCCCAGUGGGAAGGAUGUCAGGGUCACCCGUCCCAAAACCCUCGCCACAUCGUUCCAUGAGCACGAAGGUUCUCCUGGCCGAGGGCGAGGACACACCCUUCACAGAGCACUGCCGCCAUUACGAGGAUUCCUAUCGGGGUCUGCAGCUCGAGGUGCAGAACCUCAAGGACCAGGUCCAGGAGUUACACCGAGACCUCACCAAGCACCACUCGCUCAUCAAGGCGGAGAUCAUGGGGGACAUCCUGCACAGGUCCCUGCGGUUGGACACACAGAUUGCUUCUGAACAUGCCUCCAUGGAAGGCAUGAGAGCAAUCUUCCAGGAGAUUUGGGAGGACUCCUACCAACGAGUAGCUACCCAGCAGGAGAUUUAUGAAGCCCAGCUCCAUGACCUUCUCCAGCUGAAGCAGGAGAAUGCCUACCUGACCACCAUCACCAAGCAGAUCACGCCCUACAUCCGCUCCAUUGCCAGGGUGAAGGAGCGACUGGAGCCCAGUCCCAAACCAAGGGAAGUGGUGGGUGAGCCCUGGAAGGUCUGCUGCCCUGUGGUUUGGAGCAGCGUGAGCUCAAGGCCCCCAGCAGGGACGUUACUGCCCUCGAGCCGUCUCUACCGUCCAGGUUCCAGGUACCCGUGGAUGAGCACACAGAGCACAGCAUGCCUGAUGACGGCAGGGACCACGAGACCUCAGCCAGGAUCGACACAGGGAGCAUCACUGAGAAGAGAGAGAGGGCAUCUGAGCCCCAUGGAAGCAGCUGGACCCUGAGCAGCCUCCCAGAAGGACCUCCAUUAAAGAACCAAGACCACCCCAGGCCCAAGUAGGAAACUGGAGAUGAGGGAUGGCAAGGUGGAUCAGGUCCCGAAGAGGCUUGCUACCAAGCCUGACCCUUUGGACCGCCAAUGGCACAUGGGAAGAACUAAUUUCCACGUACAUUCACAAUAAAGAAGUAAUGUGAAGAAUCGUCUCAAUGAGGAUGGCAUCCCCACAUUGAGACAGCAGCUUGGUAACUGGGUCCUAGUGAGUUGGACCCAGAUGUCACUGUUUCAGGUCUGGCACACAGGCUCCAGAUGUGGCUCAGAGGUUAAAAGCACUGGCUGCUCUUUCAGAGGACCCAGGGUUUGGAUCCCAUCACCCAUAUGGUGCUCACAACCACCUGUAAACUCCAGUCCAGAGGAUUUGGCACCCUCUUCUGACCUCUGUGGGCACCACAGACAUGUGGUGCAGACAUGCAUGCAG
This is a messenger RNA of Peromyscus maniculatus bairdii (prairie deer mouse), 2642 nucleotides long. NCBI's taxonomy places the organism in Eukaryota, Metazoa, Chordata, Mammalia, Rodentia, Cricetidae. The record is from RefSeq and is a predicted model, not a curated record.